GAAGUCAAUGUAAACAAAUGAAACUAGCGGGAUGGCUAGGGCGGUACAGCAGAAGACUGAUAAUUUAAUUGACUGGGAGGAGACGGCCAUCACUGGACCAGCCCUGGCAUUCCAUGCAGGGUGUGUGGUUGGUGAUAAUUUUUACAUCCAUGGUGGAGUUGAAACAAAGGACAGCAAGACCCCAUCCCACAGACUGUAUGAGCUGAGUAGUAGUGGGGGGUCGUGGAAGGAGCUCUCUUUCCCCGGAAGUCCCUCCCUCAGUCACCAUGCAGCUGCCGGGCUCAACGACAGGUACAUCAUUCUGAUCGGUGGAUGGAAUGGAAAAGCUCGCUCCUCAAAAAUAUACGUUUUUGAUACCGAAAAACAAUUAUGGAUAGAACCGGUAGUGUUGGGUUUUCCUGAGGAUGGAGGACUGAGUUCACAUACUGCCACUGCUCUCGAUUCUGGUGAAAUUCUGAUUCUAGGACGUGAAGGAAGUCUUCGGAUGCAGCGACGUCAUGGCAGUGGGUACUUAUUGUCAGGAAGUGUAGAAUCGGGCAAAUUUACAUAUAGAGAAUACACACAAGAAACUGCUUCUAGGUCAGGCCAUACUACCAACAUUAUAGGUAGCGCCCUCUACAUAGUCGGAGGCAGGGACAAUAACCUCGUAGAAGUGCACCCCGGAUUUAAAUCGCCAAAACCUCCACCCACGGUAACCAAUCAGAUAAUCACGACCAUGGGCAAACUCUCUUCUGUAUCUAAAAUGCCUUGUGGAAGAAAAAAUCACAUUACUGUGGAGUCCCCUGGAGCAAUUUUAAUUCACGGCGGAGAAACGUUUGAUGGAAAGAGUAGAGAACCUGUCGGAGAGAUGCUGAUUUUUGCCAGAAAACCAACUCCUUCUUUUUAUAAGGUGGGGGUUUCAGAAGUGAAGAGGGCAGGACAUGUGUGUGGUGUUGUAGGGGACAAAAUCCUUCUUCAUGGAGGAUUCGGGGGCAAAAACCAUGUGUACGCAGAGACUUUCAUUUUAGGUUAUAAAAAGUAAAGAUAAGAUAACUUUAUUGACAAUUACCAUGUAGGCAUAUAGACAUUGAUAACAAAACUAAACACGGAUUAAUGCAUACUAUACACAAUACGGUAUACAAAAUCCAAAAAUACGUGUACUGCAGUGAUAAAUAUAUUAUUUAAUAUGCA
This is a messenger RNA of Ostrea edulis (European flat oyster), 1170 nucleotides long. Its product is annotated as kelch domain-containing protein 9-like. The coding region runs from base 32 to 1021 and encodes 329 amino acids. The transcript has 3 exons. NCBI's taxonomy places the organism in Eukaryota, Metazoa, Mollusca, Bivalvia, Ostreida, Ostreidae. Gene Ontology annotation, molecular function: cyclin binding. The record is from RefSeq and is a predicted model, not a curated record.